GAAAUUAGCAAUUUAAAAACGGACCGAUCUUGAGAAACUCCUUCAGUUUCACUUCAUUAUUACUCUGGCAUUCGCGCAUUGAAGAUCGAAUAGUUGAAGUGUGUUUAUUCCAGUGAAGUUAAUUUACUCGUGUGACAGACAAUAAAGAUGAAGGUCGUGGGCUUGAUCCUUUUGGCUGUGAUCGCCGCCUCGGAGGCUGUUUCCUUCUUCGAUCUGGCCAUGGAGGAGUGGAAGGCGUUCAAGGCUCAUCACAAGAAGCAGUACAGAGAUGUGAACGAAGAUCGCAUGCGUUUUGAGAUAUUCAAAGACAACAAGCACAAAAUUGCGCGUCACAAUCAGAGAUUUGCCGAGGGAAAGGUCACGUUCAAGCUGGGCCUGAACAAGUACGCCGAUUUGCUGCAUCAUGAGUUCGUUGGGAAGCUGAAUGGCUACAAUAAGACGGCAUUCAACAACAAAAUCACUGAGCAUCGCGUCGACGCGGGCGUAACGUUCAUCGAGCCGGCGAAUGUGGAGGUUCCCGGAACGGUGGAUUGGCGUUCGAAAGGCGCCGUGACGGGUGUGAAGGAUCAGGGACACUGCGGUUCGUGCUGGUCCUUCUCCGCCACGGGGGCGCUGGAGGGGCAGCAUUUCCGGAAGUCGGGCGUGCUGGUGUCGCUGUCCGAGCAGAAUCUGGUGGAUUGCUCGGGCUCGUAUGGCAAUGAUGGCUGCAAUGGUGGUCUGAUGGACUAUGCCUUCCAGUACAUCAAGGAUAAUGGUGGCAUUGACACGGAGAAGUCGUAUCCAUAUGAGGGUGUGGAUGACACGUGUCGCUACAAUCCGAAGAAUCGCGGUGCCACGGACAAGGGCUUCUCGGACAUUCCGCAGGGUGACGAGCAGAAGCUGAUGAAGGCCAUCGCCACGGUCGGGCCUGUGUCGGUUGCCAUUGAUGCUAGCCACGAGUCCUUCCAGCUCUACUCCAGCGGCGUGUACUACGAUCCCGAGUGCAGCCCAGAUCAGUUGGAUCACGGCGUCCUGGCGGUGGGCUAUGGCACGGAUGAGGAUGGCCAGGACUACUGGCUGGUGAAGAACUCCUGGGGCACAUCCUGGGGUGACAAGGGCUACGUGAAGAUGGCCAGGAACAAGGAGAAUCACUGCGGCAUCGCCUCAGCGGCCUCCUAUCCACUCGUCUAAGUGGAUUUCUGUGGCUUCAACCUCUGAGAUUCCAGCGUGCUUGUGAACAAAAGUAGUGACAGACGCAGAGAGUAUUUGAUGUAAGAGUUUGUUGUCUUUUUUAUACUUAAAAGGGU
This is a messenger RNA of Phlebotomus argentipes, 1286 nucleotides long. RefSeq names its product cathepsin L. Gene Ontology annotation, biological process: immune response. Gene Ontology annotation, cellular component: lysosome. The record is from RefSeq and is a predicted model, not a curated record. The coding region runs from base 148 to 1170 and encodes 340 amino acids. Lineage: Eukaryota; Metazoa; Arthropoda; Insecta; Diptera; Psychodidae. The transcript has 4 exons. Gene Ontology annotation, molecular function: cysteine-type endopeptidase activity.